UGGUUGGCCUUAGCGUAUGUUGUUGAAUUGGAACCGGGAGAUUCAGAGAGUUUGGCGUGAAAAGCUUAAAUAUUUCACACUAUUAUUAGUUAAACUCUAUUCUCUUUAAAUAUUUAUAAAAGCAGUAAUAUCUCAUCUGGCAGUAUGGUGUCGGUAAAACGUGAGAGGCAAAUUGACGUAGAAGAAGAGGAUGAGGUACCGAAGAAAAUGGGUCGAUCCCAGAAUGAGGACGACCACAGAAGCCGCCAUUGUCCUUACUUGGACACAAUAAAUAGGAGCGUGCUGGAUUUCGACUUUGAGAAGCUAUGCUCCAUCUCCCUCUCACACAUCAACGUCUAUGCCUGUCUGAUCUGCGGGAAGUACUUCCAAGGUCGAGGGCUGAAGUCGCAUGCUUACACGCACAGUGUGCAGUUUGCCCACCAUGUCUUCCUGAACCUUCACACACUGAAGUUCUACUGCCUGCCCGACAACUACGAGAUCAUUGACUCCUCGCUGGAGGACAUCACGUACGUGCUGAAGCCCACCUUCACCAGCCAGCACAUCGCGAGCCUGGACAAGCAGGGCAAGCUGUACAGGGCUUAUGAUGGCACCACCUACCUGCCCGGAAUUGUGGGCCUCAACAAUAUAAAGGCCAAUGACUACACCAAUGUGGUUCUGCAGGCAUUGUCUAAUGUGCCCCCGCUGCGGAACUACUUCCUGGAGGAGGAGAACUACCGGGGAAUCCGGCGACCGCCGGGCGAUAUCAUGUUCCUGCUGGUGCAGCGAUUCGGCGAGCUGAUGCGCAAGCUGUGGAACCCCCGCAACUUCAAGGCGCAUGUGUCACCCCAUGAGAUGCUGCAAGCUGUGGUGCUGUGCAGCAAGAAGACCUUUCAGAUCACCAAGCAGGGGGAUGCUGUGGACUUCCUGUCCUGGUUCCUGAAUGCCUUACAUGGGGCUCUGGGAGGCACCAAGAAGAAGCCCUCAAUCGUCACCGAGGUGUUUCAGGGCUCCAUGCGCAUCUUCUCAAAGAAGCUGCCCCACCCAGACUUGCCAGUGGAGGAAAAGGAGGCCAUGCUCAUCAGGGAGGAGUACCAGGAGAAGAUGUCUGAGUCGCCCUUCCUGUACCUUACACUGGACCUCCCCACUGCCCCCCUCUACAAGGACGAGAAGGAACAGCUGAUCAUCCCCCAGGUUCCCCUCUUCACCAUCCUGGCUAAGUUCAACGGCAUCAUGGAGAAGGAGUACAAAACAUACAAGGAAAACUUCCUUAAGCGUUUCCAGCUGACCAAACUGCCACCCUACCUCAUCUUCUGCAUCAAGAGAUUCACCAAGAAUAACUUCUUUGUGGAGAAGAACCCCACCAUCGUUAACUUCCCUGUCACGAACGUGGACCUGCGUGAGUACCUGACCGAAGAGGCUCAGGCCACCGCCAGGAGCACCACCUAUGACCUGGUGGCCAACGUGGUGCAUGAUGGGAAGCCGUCCGAAGGGGCCUACAGGAUUCAUGUGCUGCACCAUGGCACCGGGAAGUGGUACGAGCUCCAAGACCUGCAGGUGAUGGACAUCCUACCGCAGAUGAUCACACUGUCGGAGGCGUACAUCCAGAUUUGGAAGAUGAGAGACCCGGAGGACGACGCUGCUAACCGCACAGGGGCCUGAUGCCUCUCUGGAGGGAGGGGGAGUGAAGCCUGGGACCUUCCUUCAUGAGAGGGAGUUUCCCCAUCUCUCUUGCACGAGGAGCUAAAUGUGUUCUCUACAGUCUUGGA
Brienomyrus brachyistius is the source of this 1745-nucleotide messenger RNA. RefSeq names its product ubiquitin specific peptidase 39 (gene usp39). Gene Ontology annotation, biological process: protein deubiquitination; mRNA processing; spliceosomal complex assembly. Bases 145 to 1638 code for a protein of 497 amino acids. Lineage: Eukaryota; Metazoa; Chordata; Actinopteri; Osteoglossiformes; Mormyridae. Gene Ontology annotation, molecular function: zinc ion binding; cysteine-type deubiquitinase activity. The transcript has 13 exons. The record is from RefSeq and is a predicted model, not a curated record.